GGCUGUCACAGUCAGCUGCCCUGAAUCACCCGAACAAAACAUGGAGACUGUUGGUGCAGGUGUUCCUUUAUUCAUCCUCUUCUCCCUCGCUGCCCUUUGGAAUACAGGAGCUCAAGACUCCUGCUCAAGCCAGUGUGGGAAGCUGCUCGGUGCCUGUUCAUGCCAGGAGAUCUGCCAGUCCUUGGGGACCUGCUGUCCUGAUUACAAUGAAUUUUGUCUCCACAUUUCUCCAUACUCAGGAUCUCUGAUGGGAGGCAAAGAUUUUUUGAUAGAGAAUACAGCAUUUAAUACUUCUGUGUUAAUGUGCAGAUUCAAGCAGCAAGUCAUAACCAGUGGCUAUGUUGAUAAGGAUGGAAAAGCCCACUGCCUCUCCCCAUUGCUGUAUGAAACUGGUUUCAUCCCCUUUGAAGUUUCUACAGACGGCGGGCUGACAUUUCCCUACUCUGGAACUUGGUUGUCAGUACAUCACAGCAAGGUUUCGGGUGGAGAAAAAUGCACGUUGGUCAAUGAGACCAAAUGGCAGUACUAUGGCACUCCUGGCACGGGUGGGAACUUAACUCUGACCUGGACACACCAGGCACUUGCAGCAUCCCAUAUCAACAUAGAAGUCUGGGGGUACCAGGAAACAGGUGACAGUUACUCAGAAAACUGGCUUGCUGAAUGGAAAUAUCUUUAUACUUUGGCAAGAGAAGCUCCCAAUACAGGGACAUUUUCUUUCAUUCCUGUACCUGCUGAAGCAAAUUACAAUACAUGGGACUUUGGAAUUUUGAGAAUUACCCCCAGCACCUAUUCUGAUGGGCAAAGCAACACUCCAUCCAUCUGGAGCCCAGCACAUGCGUUGGCUUGGCACCUUGGCGAAGACUUCAGAAAUAAGCCAGCUGCAUGGGCAACUGCAAAAUGUAUAGAAUGGGACAGGGAGGAAGAGAAGCUUCCAAACUUCAUGGAAGAAAUUAUAGAUUGCCCUUGCACCUUGGCACAGGCAAGAGCUGACACUGGCAGGUUCCAUACAGAUUACGGCUGUGACAUUGAAAAGGGAAGUGUGUGUACUUACCACCCUGGCGCUGUGCACUGUGUAAGGGCCAUUCAAGCCAGCCCCCAGUACAGAGCAGGACAGCAGUGCUGCUACGACUCCACAGGGACCCAAAUCCUCACACAAGAUUCCACAGGAGGCAGCACACCUGAUCGAGGCCAUGACUGGGGGGCACCACCCUUCCUGAAGCCUCCCCGGAUACCUGCCUUUUCCCAUUGGCUUUAUGAUGUUAUCAGCUUCUAUUACUGUUGCCUGUGGUCUGAUAAUUGUCACUUCUAUAUGAAAAACCGCCCCUCAAGCGACUGCAGGACGUAUCGCCCACCCCGAGCUGCAUCUGCCUUUGGGGAUCCUCACUUCCUCACAUUUGAUGGUCUAAACUUCACUUUCAAAGGACAAGGGGAAUACAUAUUGGUAGAGUCUGAUCUCACAUCCCUAAGGGUGCAAGGGAGGACCCAGCAAGCACGCUUUCCCAAUGGAACUCAGGCUCAGGUGACAGGCCUGUCUGCAGUGGCCAUGCAGGAGAACAACUCCGAUGUGAUUGAAGUACGCUACUCAGAGGAUUUGAAUCUGGAGGUCCUGUUGAACCAGAAGGUGGUCAACUUCUCUGAGCAAAGUUGGAUGGACCUGGAAGGUCUCUUUCUUCAUUCUACGGAUGAUCAGAAAGUUACAGUGAUGUUCUCCUCUGGGUCUGGAGUGGAGAUUAGGGGAAGUGGAGGAUUUCUGACCCUGACAGUUCUGCUCCCAGAGAAGUUUAUGAAUCACACUCAGGGUCUCUUCGGGGUGAUGAAUGGUAACACAGAGGAUGAGUUUACCUUCAAGAAUAAGACAACCAUGUCAGUUCAUGCGAGUCCCCAACAGUUGUUUGAGUUUGGAGCCAGUUGGGCUGUUGAAAAUGGAACUUCUCUCUUUACUUAUGACACAGAGACCUUAUUGAAUGAUUAUUUUUAUGGGGAAAAGCACAAUGCCUCCUUUCUGCCAGUGUUCCAUCCUCAUGAAGACCCUGCUGAUCCCUUGGUGGAAGAGAUGGUCUCACUCUGUGACUCAGACCCAUUCUGCAGAUUUGAUGUUCUGACAACAAGAAGUCUUCAAGUGGGAAAUUUCACAAGACUCUCUCAUCAGAACCACAAGCAGUUGGUAGAAAGCCUAGAGCCAGUGAUUUCUUGUGGCUGGCUGGGUCCCCCAGCCAAUGGAAGGAAGGAUGGAACUAACUAUCUGCUGGGCUCAGCCAUCCAUUUCACCUGCAACCAGGGCUAUGAACUCGCUGGAACAAAAGAAAGAAUCUGUCAAGCAACAGGAGCCUGGUCUGGGGACUCGCCCAGCUGUAUCUUAAGAUCAGACAUCAAACAAGUAAUUGCUCUUGCCUGUGUAUUUGGAGUUGUGGGUCUCGCUGUUGUGACACGUCUAAUUCUCCUAUAUAGAAAGGAGAGACACAGAGCCAAGCAGAAGCUUGUUUCAAAGGAGCCAGUGACAUCUCAACAAGGAAGAGCAAGGCUUCCAGAUGAGUUUUCCAUGAAACAUGGAGAAAGCAUAGCAGAGGGAUAAGUGGCCCACAGCAACAACAACAGAAACAAGUCUCACACAGUAUGCUAUCAUUUAAUUUUUGCUUCCAAUGUAAUGACUGUUCAAUCACAUGGGAAAUGCUAACAAACUUCAUGGGGUUGUAUAACGGCUGACUCAUCCUCCUGUGGAUCAUAAGGAAGGGAUAUUGCUUCUGAAAGCAUCAGUCUCUAAGUUACCUGUAUUGGUUUCUUCUAUCAGUCCCAUUUCAGACAGCAGAACCAAAGUUUUGGUGGAAUCAGAAGAGUUUGUGGUUUCUCCACACUUCUCUUCCUCUCAUCUUUUACUUACGAGUUGGUAAAAUGAAAACAGUCCUAGCCUACAGCAUUAACCAUUACCAGAGAAACACACACCUUCCCUGGGCCAUUUGCAGCUGAUUUAGAUAUGAGGGCUGCUCUGAAAGUAAUGCCUCCUGUUUCAUGACAUUGGCAGUACAAGACAAAUCUUCAUAAUGAGAUAGAAAGCACAGCAAUGACAGCAGAACAACAACAUCCCAGGCUACAGUAAGUGAGGAGCCACUCAGAUGCAAAAGCUCUGGGCACAAAAACAAAGGAAAAAAGCUGCUUACCUUUAAAAGGCCUCAGGUGUGCAGAGGUCACCAGCAAGAGCCCCAUAUCUCCACUGCCAACCCUUAAAUGAGGUCUGGAAUGGGGUUGAUCUUGGCUCCACCCCUUUCAAUCACUCAGGUACAUUGCACACACCUGAGCUCCCCUGGGUUGGCCCUGCCUUCCCACCAGGUGCUCAAUCACUGCUUCAGGCUGUGAUUCAGCACUUCUGCUACAACCUUCCCACCAACUUCCCAUUCCAUUCUGUUGCUGUGUGACAGAUGGCAGCAGAGGGGCAGUCUGACAAAUGACAUCCGACAUGAAAAUGCAUAUGAGGCAAAGCUGUGGAACUGAAUUUCUGCAUGGGGAGGAGAUGGCCCCCACUGACAUUCGUUGACUCUUAGUGAACAUUUAUGGAGACCCAGCAGUGGAUGUGAGCACAGUGAGGGGUGGGCGGUGCAUUUCAGCUGUGGUGACAGUGAUGUGAAAGACAUCUUACCUGCCAUCCUGUCCCUAAGGGUCACCGGCACACAGAAUGCUCACAGACCAUUAACACCAUGAUACUAAUGAAACUCACACAAUCAGUUUAAUGUAUCUCCCGAAGUUUGGUCUUUCAUCACUCCUUGGCAAACCCACUUCUGGUCACCCCACACUCUGCUUUCUUCACCAACCCCUCAUGCACACAGUUGGUAUAUGUGCAUAUGCCAGUUGCACAAUUUGCUUUCAGCCAGUUUGCUGCUCAUGGUCAUUCCUUGGUCCUUUUAUUAGAGCUCUUUUUUUUUUUCUAAUAGGCUAUUUUUUUCCUUUCUGUUGCACAGAAUCACUUGUAUUUCAAUUCACUGCAUUCAAGAUCACCCAUUUGCACUGUGCAAUUUUCUGCUUGUGGUUUGUGGCCGCUGUUCACAAAUAACAGCGAUGGCAAUAACAGCAGUAGCCAAUAAGUAAUGAAUCAUUUUGUACUUCUUAAUACACGGUCUGAGGGGUUCCUUUCAACUUGUGCUGUUCCCAGCAGAAUGUCAGAUCUGUACAUUUUGUCCUCGCCUGUUGACACAGCCACCAUUUCCCAGCACUUUAUGAAUGAAAGACCUCAGAAAAGAAGAACCAGAGAGCUGCAAAUGUUAGUAAUUCUUUCACCAUCAACAAGGGUUUCACGAUGCACCGCUGGCUUUCCAAACCCUUUGGGAUGUAGGCUGGAGGCACAAUAAAUUGGCAGAAGUGCCCCUUUGAGCAUGUAUUAGGUGACAUGGUAUAUAUGAAUCCAAUGUUUAAGUAUCUUCAUUUCCCCCCCCUGCUUUUAAUACAUCUCACAACAGCCAAAAGAGACUUCAGCACAUUUUUCACCUCACAGUUCUGUACAAUGGGAGCUUUCUGCAUGCUAAGAAUGAGGUAUAUCAUAGCGUGUGUUGAUGUAACUGAUGAUAAAGCACUGAAACUGUGUUUUGUGGCUGACACAUUCAGAGUAGUAAAAUGGGUCCCUCUCUCCUC
This is a messenger RNA of Gallus gallus (chicken), 4617 nucleotides long. RefSeq names its product sushi domain containing 2 (gene SUSD2). NCBI's taxonomy places the organism in Eukaryota, Metazoa, Chordata, Aves, Galliformes, Phasianidae. The coding region runs from base 41 to 2572 and encodes 843 amino acids. The record is from RefSeq and is a predicted model, not a curated record. The transcript is spliced from 15 exons.